GCGAAUCGCAGGGGGUCAACAUGUUCCUAAGGGCCCAAAGAACCAGGUGCUGAAUUCAGUUUGCAGACAGACACUCAACAACGUGCAAGAGACCUCCGCUUGGAGAUAGCGAACCAGGAAGUGGCUUGAAUUCAAUGAUGAGGACACCCAACGGAAGGAAACUGCUGCAAGCUUCCUUCAGCCAAUGCAGAGUCCUUGAAACCCUCUUGCUAUUUGAGGAGCAACAGACCUGAAGUGCCUUGGUGCGCAACCAGCUGACUGAGCAGAACACCUGUGGGGCCACUGCUUGCGUCAGCUGUGCUUGUAGGUCCAUGCCGGAGCGCAUCGCGUGGCGGCGAGGGCUGGUCAUGCCUGGGGGCAAGUAUGUUAAUGGCAGGCAGGAUGCACAGCGUUGGGUGCACAGCGUUGGGCGGAGAAGAAUGUGCAAUGACAAGAGGCAGGCAUCCAGUCAAUGCACGACGCAUUUUGGACCGGGUAUAUGCCCGGGAUUGGCGUGAGGGGCCCAGCGGAGCACCCAGCUUAGGAUGCGCCCUGGAAUGUAUCACAGGGUGAAAAGAGUCUCACAAGAACCGGGUUGGGCACAUAUCAUCGCCGAGUGGGGGCAACCCCCUGGCUGGAGCUCGUCGCUGAUGACGUCAUCGGACAGGUCCUGGCCCCCGUCCGAUGCUGACGUCAGCGCCGGAAGCGAAAUCCGCCUGCGGGUGGAAAAUUAUACGUGGCGCGAGCGGGUGUGACGUCUCGGCGGUCGCAACAGAACAGCUGCAAUUAGGACGUGUUCACGCUUGCGCGCUCGAGGCCGUCACCCGCUGUGCCGGCCGCGUACCCUAGUAGGCCACAAAUACUGCCCCGCUGUCCGAGGUAGCGCUGUGCGCGAAACGACCCUGAAGUGCUUUCGCGGAUCAUCCUGCGAGAGUCGUCUGAAUGCGCCUGCGAGCGCGGGGUUUGGCGCCAACGCCGGAUGCGACAGCGGUCGCAGUCGCCGUUCAUGACAGAGGUAUUGUCAUCCGGGCUCGGAGAAUCAUACGGAAGGCUUCAGAAAGGGAGCGGUUCCUGGCGCGGUUUCUGCGUCUACUGGUGCCUGCUGAGCCGGCGGGGGUUGCGGGUGGCCAGACUUUUGGAUUGGGAAGCUCCUUUGAGCCAUGCAAUGAUGACAGCGUCAGAGUGCCGACACAUUGACAGUAGCUUCGAGGGAGCACUCUUUAGUUGCCGCUUCUGGACUCGAGCGACUUGAUUGGCUCAUCUGUUAAGAAUACACGGAGAUUGUGUACUAUGAUAUAUUGUGAGCGAUUUAAUUGGCUCGUCAAAACUUG
Messenger RNA from Klebsormidium nitens, 1310 nucleotides. The record is from the annotation of a GenBank genome assembly. Lineage: Eukaryota; Viridiplantae; Streptophyta; Klebsormidiophyceae; Klebsormidiales; Klebsormidiaceae.